CGAUAGUGCCAUCGACUGUUUUGCAGCUCUAAUUGUCACUACGAAUUGUUUCAUCCCUUUAUGAUUUUUGUGCGUUCGUCAAUUUAGAAAUGUUUGGAUCAAGUUAAUUUUAUAAGAUAUGGAAUUCUAUGAUUACCCCAAUGACGAUCUGUCGCCCUUAGUAACAACCACACAAAAUGAGUAUAAAAAUAAUGUUUUUGACGAUAUAUUGAAUUCAUCUGAAGCACAUAUCGACACAUCACCGGACUUAAAUGAAUUAUUACGGGAUGUUCAAAAUGAGCACGACAUUUCGGGAAUAUAUCAUAUUGAUCAAAUUAAUGACCUAACUUAUUGUUUGGACUCAAUAUCAUCAAUGUCUGAACUUCCCUAUUUUAAACAAAUCCAAGAAAGUUCAAAGUACGUGUCCCUUGUCGAUGAAAAUGAAAAUGUUGACGAUCUAAACAGCUACUUAAAUUACGUUAACAUCAGUCAAUUGGGAUGUGACGGCAAAACAUUAAAUACACAUGAUCGUAAUACACCGUCUCCUACAGGAAGCUGCAGCAGUUCUAGUGGGAGCUCAACAAGUGGGGUUCAGAGUGAUAUAUCUGAUGCCUCAUUAAAUAGGCCGCUUGACCAAGUCAUUGUUGAGUCAGUUAAAGUUAAACAAUUUAUUAAACCCCAAGAUGAACAAUUUAAUAUAAAAUUGGGCAGUAAUUUUUCAAAUUUAUCAGAUAUAGAAUAUUUAAAACCACAAUCCUCGGCGGAACUUAAUUCUUUAAGUUCUAACAAUACACAAAAUAAUCCAAUUGCUCCCAGUUUUAAUUUAAUGAAUAAUAAAACAUACAUUAGUACAGAAAUCACAAAUCUAUCGGCAGAUCAAACGAAAAAUAUUGGUGCACCACUAAAGCCAAAGACUAUAGUUUUGUCUUCGCGGGACUAUAGAUCGCUAAUGCAAAAAAUACAUCCAAGUGGAGCUAAGGCUUUUUCUAAGAUAAAUGUUAAUAUUCCAAAAAACGUUACACAGAAAACUAAAAUAGAGGGGUUAAAAAUUGAGCCUAAAUCAAACUUAAAAAAGAAAGAACAAGAAAAGGCAGAACACUCUGUGAGUCAAAUGUUAAAACACACAAAUGGUAGCCCCAAGUUUGACUUCUUAAAAAGUCUUACAGCUGACGAAAAGAUGUACAAAAAACAGCAGCGAUUAAUUAAAAACCGUGAGUCUGCUUACUUAUCCCGAAAAAAAAGAAAGGAAUAUGUAGUCGCACUGGAAACAAGAAUAAAUAAACUUGAACAAGAAAAUUACUUUCUAAAGGAUGUAAGUAUAGACGUUAUUCUAUUAAUUAAAUAA
Drosophila serrata is the source of this 1324-nucleotide messenger RNA. RefSeq names its product bZIP_ATF6 domain-containing protein ATf6 (gene Atf6). The record is from RefSeq and is a predicted model, not a curated record. Gene Ontology annotation, cellular component: nucleus. Gene Ontology annotation, biological process: endoplasmic reticulum unfolded protein response; regulation of transcription by RNA polymerase II. Gene Ontology annotation, molecular function: DNA-binding transcription factor activity, RNA polymerase II-specific; RNA polymerase II cis-regulatory region sequence-specific DNA binding. Lineage: Eukaryota; Metazoa; Arthropoda; Insecta; Diptera; Drosophilidae.